Messenger RNA from Lampris incognitus (smalleye Pacific opah), 1297 nucleotides. It is a transcript of the gene cmss1, whose product is annotated as cms1 ribosomal small subunit homolog. The coding region runs from base 1 to 1044 and encodes 347 amino acids. The transcript has 11 exons. Lineage: Eukaryota; Metazoa; Chordata; Actinopteri; Lampriformes; Lampridae. Gene Ontology annotation, cellular component: nucleus; 90S preribosome. The record is from RefSeq and is a predicted model, not a curated record.
AUGGAUCUAAGGUUCAAUGGAUCUCUGGGACAAAGUAAAAUGGAUCUAAGGUACAGUGGAUCUCUGGGACAAAGUACAAUGGAUCUAAGGUUCAAUGGAUCUCUGGGACAAGCGGCACCUUUGGAUUGGAUAGAUGGUUUUAACCAGAGGAAGAUGGGAGACGACCUGGGCGAAGAGUGGUGGUUGCACGAGGGUAACUCAGAUGAGCCUGAGGUAGAGGAGGAGAAACAGGAGGAGAAAGAGAAAACAGAGGUACUGCCAACACAGACAAAAACAGAAAAGAAGAAGAAGCGGAAGAGUGUGACAGAAAAUCAGAGCAAAGUGAAGAAGAAAAAGACUGAACAGAAAGAGUGCUUUGUUCCUCAGGAGAAUAAAGGAGAUGGGGAGGACAAGCCAACAAAACCCAAAAAGAGGAGAAAGAAGAAAAAGAAGACAAUCACAGACGUCUUGGCAGCUUCUGAGCCAAAGCUCGGCUGUCCAGCAGACCUGCAAAACAUGAUCCUGCAAUAUUUCUCUGACAAACGUUCUGUCAUUGAGAUGGAGGAGCUCAAAAUCCAGGAUUCCUGUUUUCUGGCCUGUAAUGACUUGACGCACAGCCUCUCCUCCUAUCUGAAGGAAAUUUGUCCAAAGUGGGCCAAGGUUCAAAAGCAGCAUACAGAGAAGAGCUCUGUCCCGCUGCUAAUCGUCUGCAGCUCCGCACUUCGAGUUAUCGAACUCAUCAAGCAGCUGACCACCUUCAAGGGUGAAGCCAAAGUGCUGAAGCUGUUCGCGAAGCAUAUCAAGGUAGAGGAACAGGUGAAGCUGCUGCAGAAGGGCGUCUCUCACAUCGGUGUGGGGACACCUGGACGACUCUGUGCGCUCAUCGACAAUGAGGGUUUGAAUUUACUGGCGUUGCGUUACCUGGUUCUGGACUGGAACUGGAGGGAUCAGAAGCUCCGUCGGAUGGUGGACAUUCCCGAGAUCAAACUGGACUUACUGAAGCUACUGGAUGCUGGUGUCCUGACCGGCUGCCGAGAAGGCAAAGUCAAAGUUGGCCUUUUCUAAGUCUGCAAACCUCGCUGACGGUGAUUUUCCACAGUCACUCUGUAUUGAAGGCGUCAUAAUGAUCCAUUCUUCAUAAACUGCCGAAACCGUUGACCCACAUGCACCGCCCCAUAUGUUCUCCUUUUGUCUCCGUGUGAAAUUUGUGUUGUGCUUUUUUUUGCUAUUUUCAGAGAUCGUGUCGACUGUGUGAUGUUGUUUCCUCACUCUUGUUGUCUGACAUGGUGUCCCAGUGUGAUGGAUUGAAUAAACGGAC